GGGCUCUCGGCUUGCAGCCAAGGGCCGAGGCAGGACAUGUCCACGCAGACAUGAAGAUUCUCUACCGGUUCUGGGUGGACUACCUUGCUGGGGAGGGCAUCGACACCGCCAUGGUCGCAGAUUUCUGUAGUGCAGCCAUGUCUGGUCUGGAGCAGCAUCCCUCUUGCCCAACUGGCGUUGCCCAUCUCUCCUCGCUCUUCGACCGUCUUCAAGCGCAGGAUAGACGAAGAGAGUGUGCAGCAUGUCGGCCAGCUCUCCUAAACAACUGCGGGUGUUAGCUCGCCAGGAGCUACGCUGGCAUGACAUGCGACGCCUGUCACGAACGGUCAGGAGCUACGGAUACGAUGUUCCGGAAGGCGGAUAUAGGGGCUACCUCAAUGGCUGGUGGAUGGAUCUUGGGGGCUUCUUGGCGGACUCGGUGGUCAUCUGGGCAUGACCGUUUGAGUCUGAUUUGGAAAAAAAAAAUCUCUUUGCACUUGCUGCAGCAAAGAGAUGAAAAGGAGUGCGAAGGGAAGAUUUUUGACAACUGGCGUUACGGAUGGGCGUUUUCCCUGCCCUUGAUUUUGCAGCGCGGGAGGGGGAUAUCGGACCCUGGUGCCCGUCAAGAGGGGCCCAGCACGAUAAAAAGGCUGAGGUCAGGACGAGAGUCAGAAGCAGCGUCAGCCCUCAGACUUGCCCGCGGCAAACAUGAACAGCGCUGCGCCAGUCUUCCUGCUCCACGCGUUUGUUUUACGAGGAAUUGCUGAAUGGCCUCAUUCUCCCACAUUCUUCUGAUUGCUUAUCCUUGUUGACCUUGGGAAUGGCUCCCAACACGUUUUAUUUCAUGCAUUCACAGCGACACCGGCAGGGGGAACAGGACAAAGAUUAUUGGUGUCAAGGGGCGGCGAAAAGACACUCAUUCGUCGGCGUCAUAGGCAGCAAAAUGAACCUCCCCCUGCCCCUCCAACUCGGCACGGCACAUUACUCGAUCACCUGGCUGGGCUGUGCUGGACUCUGAUGAAGCAAACUGAGAGAAGGCAUCAGCGGAGGAUGAUGAAGAUGGACCGGUAAUCCGAGAGAGAAAAAAACGAUGAAAAGAGGCAGAAACAGUUAUGUGGGUGAAUUGGAUGUUGCUGGCGUUGUACUGUACCACUAGAAGGAAAAAGAAAGAUUUGCACAUGG
Verticillium dahliae VdLs.17 is the source of this 1161-nucleotide messenger RNA. RefSeq lists its product as uncharacterized. The coding region runs from base 300 to 746 and encodes 148 amino acids. The record is from RefSeq and is a predicted model, not a curated record. Lineage: Eukaryota; Fungi; Ascomycota; Sordariomycetes; Glomerellales; Plectosphaerellaceae. The transcript has a single exon.